AUGUUACAGUGUACAGGUUUUCACCUAUCCCUCUACUACGAGACACUGUGCGGUGACAGCCAAAAAUUUAUCAAGAAACAAUUGCACCGGGCGUUUGAGCUGUUUGGCGACCAAAUCAGCGUCGAGUUGAUCCCAUUCGGCAACGUUGACGAGUAUAAUGACACCAACGGUGUGGCUAAGUUUCAUUGUCAACAUGGUAUUGAAGAGUGUCGGGGCAAUAAAUUACAGUCAUGUGUUUAUACGGACUUCUGGUGGAAGACCGAAGCGCACCGGAAGGCUGUCAUCAAUUUCAUAGUCUGUAUGUUUAACAACAAGCAUAUGAAGAAAAAUGCAGAGAAUGCCGCUAUGGAGUGUACGGACAUAUGGUUUCCGGGCCACUGGCCAGCCGUUAAAGAGUGUAUGACCAGCGAUAAGGGCCGCGACAUAUACCGGCUAAUGGCCCGUAAGACACGUGAGUUGUCUCCGUCGCCGACAUACGUGCCCUGGAUUACCAUCGAUGGCAAACACGAGAAACGCCAUCAGGCUUUGGCCGAAAACGACCUUGUUGAUUUCAUAUGCAUGAAAGCGAAUCCACGGCCUGUCCAGUGCUCGAGUGCCGGUCUUUUAAUGGAGCACAACUUCGAGAAUCUCUACCUCUACCCCCUGGACCCCAAUAUGGUAUAA
Molecule: messenger RNA, 663 nt
Organism: Medioppia subpectinata
Lineage: Eukaryota; Metazoa; Arthropoda; Arachnida; Sarcoptiformes; Oppiidae
Source: the annotation of a GenBank genome assembly